AUGGCCAUCUUCACAGAUAUGGUGGAGGAAAUAAUGGAAGUUUUCAUGGAUGACUUAUUAAUGGAAGGUAUAGUCUUGGGGAACCUAGUGUUAAGUAAGGACAUUGAGAUGGAUCGUGCAAAGGUUGAUGUAAUAGAAAAGUUUUCACCACCUACUUUCAUCAAGGCAAUAAGAAGUUUCCUUGGCCACGCCGACUUCUAUAGGCGGGUAGCUUUUAUGGAAUUGAAGAAGAGGUUGGUGAUUACACCUAUCAUAGUUGCGCCUAAUUGGGAGCAACCAUUUGAGCUGAUGUGUGAUGCAAGCGACUAUGCUGUGGGAGCAGUUCUUGGGCAGCAAAAAGAUAAAGUCAUGCAUCUAAUCUACUACGUAAGUAGAACCUUGAGUGGUGCCCAACUAAAUUACACACUAACCGAGAAGGAGAUGCUAGCAGUGGUGUUCACAUUUGACAUUCAGGGAAUGGAGAACCAAGUGGCUGAUCACUUUUCUAGGUUGGAAGAAGUAGAGAAGACGGUGGAGGUAGAAGAGAUUACAGAGACUUUCCUGGAGGAACAAUUGUUGGCCACGAGCCUUGAGGCGUGUCACGCAUCCCCAUAUGGUGGUCAUUUUAGGGGAGUAAGGAUAGUUGCAAAAGUAUUGGAGUCGGGCUUCUAUUGGCCGACAAUGUUCACAGAUACAUACCAUUGGGUGAAGGGUUGUGAUAAAUUCCAACGGACUGAGAAUAUUUCUUGCCGACAUGAGAUGCUCAUGAACCCAAUUCAGGAAGUGGAACUAUUUGACGUAUGGGAAAUCGAUUUCAUGGGGCCUUUCAUCAGCUCAUAUGGCAACAGGUAUAUACUUGUAGCUUUGGACUAUGUGCCAAAAUGGGUAGAAGUUAUGGCACUCCCUACAAAUGAUGCAGAGGUUGAAAAAUUACCUAGGAAUGAGUGA
Nicotiana tabacum (common tobacco) is the source of this 927-nucleotide messenger RNA. NCBI's taxonomy places the organism in Eukaryota, Viridiplantae, Streptophyta, Magnoliopsida, Solanales, Solanaceae. The record is from RefSeq and is a predicted model, not a curated record.